AUGCGCUUACUGACCAUUUCACUGCUGCUCGUGGCGGCAAACGCUCAAAAAUUCGACGAUUGUGACCAAAAACCGAAAGGUAAGCCUUCUUCUAGAGGAAAAAAUGCGAAAGUCGAUAAUUUCAGCUCUGACGACGGGUCACCGAGUGGGCGGCAAACUCUACUCGAACCAACUCGACUACUAUCACCAAAAAGCGCUGCCCUACAGCCCGAUCUAUGCGUUUACGGACGUUUUUCUUAAAAUUAACCUCACCGACGCCGAUUCGUACCACUUUUAUCAGGGCUCCAACUGCUCGGCCGUCAAACAACUUUACGACAACGACAAUCGGUACUUCGGGCUGUGGAAAAAGGCCGCUUUGUUAAGGUUUUAGUGAAAAAGUAGAACAAUUGAGAGAAAGGCGUUUAGAUCGCAUCAUUUGGACCCGUUCAACGACACAAUCGUGGGCGUGCACACCGCGGAGCCCUACGAAAUAUCGGUGCUCGUUUGGAGUGAGUUUUUAAAGGAAAAGUUUGGCUGUUUUCCAGAAAAACACAAAUUUCAGAGGUAAACUACGUGCGCGUGGGCGUCUACGCGGCCGCAAUUCUGCUCUUUUUGCUCGCCAGCAAACUCGUCCGAAAUGUCGUCUUUUACUACACGAGCGGAUGCUCCUUCGGCCUCCUCGCCUCCCUUCUCCUCGUCGCGUUUAUCGUCUGGCGUGUCGCGCCAAAGGUUGGUUGCAAACGCGCUCCACUGCACAAGCGGUGGCCGUGGCCGCGAAAGUCCGCGAAAUCUGAGUUUAGGCGAGAAUUUUGCGGGAUUUCUAGCCUGGAUUUUAGCUCAAAAAUGUCAAUUUUACGUAAAAAACCGAACGUUUGCAGAAAACGAUUGGGUUGCCAAUACUGAUCGGCGGCUGGUCCGUCUCGAUCUACAUGCUGCACUUUGCGUGGUCCAACCUUCAGAGCAUCCUGUUCGAGUACCAAAAGUACGUGAUCGGCUACUUCUCGGCGGUCCUGCUCGUCUCUAUGGCCGUUUGCUACAAGCGCGGCCCGCCCACAGACGCCCGUUCCCAUGAUAUCGCCCAGUGGAGCCUCCAGCUCAUCGCCCUCGCCCUCAUUUAUUUCUCGGUCCAACUGCUCGAAGUCUCCCUGGGAACUAUUGCCGUGCUCGUGCUCCAAGAGCUCACGCGCGGCUUCCUCUUCGCCGGAAUCCGAUGGUAUUUCGUCGGUUUGGCCGCAUUCUGGCGCAAGUGUUUCCCGAAAAAACGGCGAUUGCUGAACGAGGCCGAGUACGAAAAAGAGGGAGAAAAUACGACGAGAGAGCAAUUGGCACUGCUCAGAGAGUACUGUAGGAAGGAGGGAAACCACCCGUGGAAACUGGCCGGAAAUGUGCGAAGUGCCAGACGGUGAGCGUCGUUUCUAUGCGAAAACCGGCCCUUUUUGACAGUUCUCUCAUUUUUUUAAGCAUUUUGAGUAAUCGGACAGUCAAAAAUCAGUCGUUUUUGGCCCGAAAUCAGCAAAGAAUUGUAAUUUUAAAGCGGCAGAUUGGCACGAUUCGUCGAGGGAGAAGAGGAUCACAUAACCGAGGACGAGGCCUACGCGCACGAGAUCAGCGGCGACAUUUUGGAGAGGGACGAAGAGUACGAGAACGAUUUCUACGUAAAAGAGCAGCGCACACCCAAUGGCUCGCUUUUUGAGCACGAAGAGGACGACGGAGAGGAGGAUCAGUGGGACGAGAUCGUGGUGCGAAGGAGCGGCGCUUCUGAGAGGGUCCAGUCGAUCCGUGUGCCACGGAAGGUCUCGGAACGACUGCUCUCGCCCUAUCGGCAACUGAAUCGGACCGUCGGCGCCUCGAUGGGAUACGAACGCGGCGGUUGGCAGCCGCGCUCGAGCUACUCGGAACAUCGGCCACGCAGAGACGAAGCGCCACGCACCGGCGGCCGACUCACCGAGUUCUUGAGGGGGUAAGUGCGCUCCGUUGGGAUAUUACUGCGAUUGGGGCGAAAUUUGUACUGUACUAGAACUCGGUUUUUCCCGAAAGCCACGACCCUUUUUGCAGGAAAAACGUGCUGCAAGCGGAACCGCAGCGCUACGCGAGCUCCUCGUCGGGCUCUUCGUCGCGGAGCAACGGAAUGACGCCGAGCGAGUACAUGCGGCAGGCGCGGCGGAUGGACGGACUCUCGAGGACGCCCACCAGAAGGUUCGCGCCCAAAAUCAUCGAACAUUCAAACAUUUUGGCGUUUUGUCAUCUAAAGUGGUGAUAUUGAUGUUAAAAAUGACAUAGAUUGCCCGUUUUGUACCUGAAAACUGUAAAAACGUUCAGAGUGCCGGUGAGACAGCCGACGACCGACGAGGAGGAGUACGACGAAUAA
Caenorhabditis sp. 36 PRJEB53466 is the source of this 2347-nucleotide messenger RNA. The record is from the annotation of a GenBank genome assembly. Lineage: Eukaryota; Metazoa; Nematoda; Chromadorea; Rhabditida; Rhabditidae.